UGAAAGUUCACUUGAAGCUCGUGCUGGUGUCCGUCAGGUCAGGUGACAGCAGCAGCUGUUGACCACAGACAGACAGGAGGCUUCAGAGAGACAGGACAACAUGGAGAGCUCCUGAGAAGCUGUUUCCUCUGUUUUUCUGUUUGAGCUUCUGACCCGACAUGUCUCCGCUGCAGCUGUCCGUCUACUGGCGUCUCUCUCUCGUCUUCUUCUUCACCUCUUUUCUGUUCUUCGUCGACAUUUUCACGGCUGCCAUCGUUGCCGCCACCUGUCACCAUGGCAACCUCACCGCCGGGGGCUCUUCGAACGCGGAGCGCAAUCAGAGCCGAUCAGAGCCCGGGGAAGACGACGCUGAUUGGACGACGGCGGAGAGCGGGAACCUAGACUCAGUGUGUGGCUGGACAGACUGGUUGUCCUACGGUCAGACUGUCUACAUGGUCGGGAUGCUGCUGGGAUCUCUGUUUGGAGGAGCCAUAUCUGACCGGUACGGGAAGCGUCCGGUGCUGCUGGCGUGCGUGUGCGUGCACGCCGUGUGCGGCCUCGUGCCCGCCGUCCUUCCUCAGCCGUUUGUCUUCCUCGCCAUCCGCUGCCUGACGGGCGUCUGCUGCUGCGGCAUCAACAUCUGCUCCUUCAGUCUGGCGGUGGAGUGGACUCUGCCGGCCAAUCGUCUCUGGCCUCCAGCCUUCCUGCCUUUCUGCUUCAGUGUGGGGACGAUGGGUGGAGCUCCGCUUGCUUGGUUCAGCCCCACCUGGACGCAGCUUCACCUGUCGCUGGCUCUGCCUCAGCUCAUCUGUCUGCCUCUCUUCUUUUCAGUCCCGGAGUCGCCGAGCUGGUUGUUGUUAAGAAGGAGGACGGAUGUUUUGGACCGUUACCGUAGCAACAGCCCUGCAGAUGAACAGUGUCUGGAUCUGCUGCUGGACUCGGCCUGGUCUGACCUGCAGAAAGCCACCGACGCUCAGAAGGAGCCGCCUCCUGGAGGCCACGCCCCCAGCGACAUCAUCCACCUGAGGCAUCCAACCGUGCUGCUGCGACUGUUCAUCAUGAGCUACCUGAGUGCGGUGUCUGCGCUCACCUACUUCGGCAUCUGCAUGAACAUCGGCUCGUUCGGCGUCGGCGUCUACUCUGCCCAGUUCUUCUCCGGCCUCUCAGAGGUUCCCGGUCUUCUCGUCCCGUUAGCUGGCCUGGGCCGCCGGCCGCUGAGCAUGCUGGCUCUGUUCCUGAGCGGGGCGGCCUGCUUCCUGUCCUUACUGCUGUCCAGAUCCCACGGCGAGCCGGUGCUGGUGAUGGGACUGGCUCUGCUGGGGAAACUCUGCAUCCUGGCAGCCAUCUUCAUCUCCGUCCUGUACAGCAUUGAGCUGUUUCCCACGGUGGUCAGGCAGAGGUGUGUGUCCGCCGUCAACUUGUGUUUCCGGAUCGGAUGUUUGGUCAACUCCCUCGUCCCCCCCAACCCAAACGGAGCCAUCUCAUUGGCUGCCAUGGUUGUGUACAGCAGUGGACCAAUCGUAGGGUGCGGCCUGUGCCUGCUGCUCCCGGAGACCAGCGGCGUCCAGCUCCCGGACUCGGUGGAGGACUGUACCAGGCAGCCUCAGCCCCGGCCGCCCAGCCUGGGCCCCCUCUGGAGGUCAUUACAAUAUUUCAUUGAAAUGACUAAACCUUCGUUAGCCUUCUGUCAUUAACGAGCUCAGCUCUGUGAAGCUGGUGAGAAGCCAAACCAGGAAAACACAAAGUGUCCCCGCAGAGAAAGACGGCACAGACACAGGACUGCUGUGAACACACACACACACACACACACACACACACACACACACACACACACACACACACACACACACACACACACACACAGGACUGAUGUGAACACACUCCAAGUGUUGGCCUGUUUUAUGUUAAUGAGCUUCGUUUGUUGAGAUUUGAUUUGAUAUUAAAAACAAAGAGGUGACGAUCACUCUGGGAGUGUGUGUG
Molecule: messenger RNA, 1959 nt
Organism: Larimichthys crocea (large yellow croaker)
Lineage: Eukaryota; Metazoa; Chordata; Actinopteri; Sciaenidae
Product: solute carrier family 22 member 13
Exons: 10
Coding region: 159-1673 (504 amino acids)
Biological process (GO): transmembrane transport
Molecular function (GO): transmembrane transporter activity
Source: RefSeq, a predicted model, not a curated record